GGAGCUGGUAACCCAUGGACCUUGCACCUGACCCGAGCGCUCCAGUUCCCAUUUUCUUAGACAAAAACCAUACGAAGCCCCGAAAGAGAUACAUUCAACUCUAUACCAUUCUCAACUCUUGGUACCAGCUUUUCACUGCCAACCUCAACUUUUUACUACUGAGUCACCUUUCAAAAAUCAAGCCUACGUCUGUCUCGGACGUGCGAUCGAAGCUGAUGGGGGCACUGUCACAAAAGAUCGAGCCCAAGGCCUCCGCGCUCUUCUUAUCAUACGAACUCACAAUCUACAAAUUCUGGCGCCAGACUGUCCUCGGCGUUACCGAACUAGAUGAUGACGACCUCCUCCUUCCCACCGCUUUCGAACACAUGGACUUCGAAGAGUGGCGUGCGAAACAGCGCGUCGUGCUUCGUGGGCCUCCAGGUUCGGAAGACAAGUUGCCAGAAACAGCGUUUGCAGGAUUUGUACUGGCGGAGCGUUGCAGACACCCAAUACACCCUGGUGAUCCCCGUUUAGAAAACGAACACAUACAGGAGAACGAAUCAAAUGAAGAAGGUGAAGAGCGAGACAAGAUCACUUGGUGUUCUAUGUGCAUUUUGCAAAUUCACCUUAAGCUUCUAGGAAAGUUAUGGGAUAAGUGGAUGGAGUCUGGCGGUCCUUGGCGUAUCAUACCUCCAGGUGGUACUGGCGAGGACCUUCAGGUUAGAAAACGUGCAUACUACAAGCGGAAGACCGAUUUUGUCAAUGACGUUGACAACUUGGACGACAUAGCGUUCUCGGAAGCCUCAUGGGAGGCCGCACAUCCCACUGUGGACGUUGAAGCUGCACGCUCGUAUAGCGCCAGGGCAGCUAUGGAGGUGUACGCAAAGAGCGUCCAGUUUCCCGGACGCUUAGCGGAAGUCGAUGAGAUCGUUCCCAGAACACCAACUCGAAAGGGUAAAAAGAAGCGCCUGUCUUACUCACCAGACACACCAGAGGAUACUAGACAUCGCUCAAGUGGUCUUUAUGCUCGGAGACACCCCAAUUACGACCCCGAGUCCCCACAUCGCUGUCCUGAAGACAAUGGAUGGGCUGAGACCUCGUUCAACAACGACUGGGAGUACAAUGUACGGCAAUGCCGCCUUUUGUUGUGCGACAAAGAUCCGAUCGAAAAGAACGUCACCUACUGCGAGCUCACCGACGAGAACUCUAAAGAUGUCCUCAUCAAGGGUAUCGAAGAAUGGUUCAGCAUGAUGCAGGAGGAUUGGAAGGCGCCCUGGAUUAACACAUUGCUUACUACAACCGAUUUGUUUGUCGUUUGGAGAAGCUCACCUGACAGUGAGGGGUCUGAUACUGAUUUCGACAGCUGGGACAGGCUCGAGACGCUCGUGGGCACUAAUCUGGAGGCCCAUGCGCGACGAAUCGGCGACCUUACAGAUGCUGAUAUCGAGCCAAUCCAAGGAGAAAACUUGGAAGACUUUUUCGACCAGGACUCUGUCGCAUCUGACUCGAGCUCCGAAACGGAUGACGAAGCACACGAAUUCUCAGAUCCUAUGGAUCUAGCAAGGAAUGAAAAUGAUGAAGUCAUUAACGUCGUUGGGCAACAACACCAACCUGACCACGCGACACCGACAGCCACCGGGAUGGGGAGUUGUCAGCCUGACAAAGUAAGUGAGCGCUAG
Molecule: messenger RNA, 1658 nt
Organism: Alternaria alternata
Lineage: Eukaryota; Fungi; Ascomycota; Dothideomycetes; Pleosporales; Pleosporaceae
Exons: 1
Coding region: 15-1658 (547 amino acids)
Source: RefSeq, a predicted model, not a curated record